Messenger RNA from Cladocopium goreaui, 1814 nucleotides. Lineage: Eukaryota; Dinophyceae; Suessiales; Symbiodiniaceae. The record is from the annotation of a GenBank genome assembly.
CACUGUGCUUGAAAACGCCAAUGCGUUUUUCACAGAUUCUGUGUUUUGGUCUGCUCUCGCAGUUUCUUGCACAAGUCCAAGUGCAGGAGCAGGUGUUGUCGCCGAAACGUGACUUACAAGUCACCGUGGGAGUUGGAGAGGCAAAGUUCCUUCGCUUCAACUGCUUAAGUCCUGCCGAUGUAGUUGUGACCCUCAACAGCUACUCGCGCGGUGCGGAUCCGUUGCUCUUUAUCUCAGUGGAUCCCAAUAGUAUGCCGUCCUUUGGUGGCCAUGAAUCUUCCACCUUUUCACAUUGGUUGGAGGACAAAGCUGGGGUCCACUAUGCCACGGCCAAAGGAUUGGGUCCUAACGGAGGAAUCCUGGGUCUGAUGAACGUGCGAAAUUUCGCAGCAGAGGAAUUGAAGGCCGUGCUGUCGCUGCGAUGUUCGUAUGUCGUGGCCUUUGACCUCUUUUUUUGGGACCACCUGCGCUCCUCGGCCGUUUGUCCGAGCCUGCCCGCCAGUGGCUUAGCGGAAUGUUCUGGACAUGGCAAGUGCAGCAGGAGUGGGGAAUGUCAAUGCGAUAGCCAUCACGCGGGCCCUGCCUGCGAGCAUAGCAAGAUGGAAGUGUUGCACAACAGUCGCUAUGAGUUUCAGUUGGCCCCUGGGCACUACCAAUACUUCAGGGUGCACAUUCCACCCAAGUUUCCUGGUGGCUACUUGAAGGUGGAGGUUCACGCCUCCGAUCCUGUGGUAGUCUUGGUGAGAUACGAUGAUCUCCCGACCAAAGCCGUGUACGAUCUGAGCAACUUCGACGAUUGGAUCGAACGCCGUGAUUCCAGCACCUUGAGAUUCAAGGUUGAAGCCAACCAAGAACUGAGUUCAGGGCACAUCCUAGGUCCUCCACCCUUCGACGGCCCGGAGUCCUUGGGCAUGGCCGGUGUGGCGCCCGCCAUCAGCGAUGGCAUGCCCAGCAGUCUGCGGCCCACGGCCAAUAUGGAUCCCAAUGGACAAGCGCAGAGCCUCAAGGAUGGAAUCAGUGGAUCCCUAGUGGGGGAGAUGCCUGGAUCGAUGAACAUGGGCGAACCUCCGCGAAAGCUUCAGGCGGCAAAUGCCUCGCGCCAGCUCCAAGACGAUCAGUGUCCACGUCUUGGGCCCGAUCUGCGACAUCCGGCCUGCUCCAAGUUGACCUUUCUGGACUGUGAGGCCAAGUGUAAGAGGUGCUUGAACUGCGUUGGGAGUGGCCAGGUUGCUACUGGGCAAAAGGAUGCCUGCAGCGGGGAAUGUCAAGAAUGCAUCCUUCCCAAGUGCACGCGCGCCCUGGCGGCUUGCGCGGGGGACAAGAGCUGCUCGGGACCGGAGGCGCAACGCUGUGAGUUGGGCUGCGGAAGCUGCUUGAGUUGCUUAGACAGUCCUGACGGCCGUUGUGGACUCUGCAAGUGUUGCUCUGGUUGUUUGCCUCUGGCGGCCAAGUGCAUGCAAGAUGGCGCCUCGGAGACACGCUACGUCUUCGUGGGCAUCUUGCAUCACAAGCGCUACACCUCGCUGACGGGUAUGGUCACGGCCUCCGCAGAAGUGUCGCUGGUGGAGGAUGAGGAAUUCCUGCUCAGUCCGCCUGCACAGAUGUGGACAGCCAAGACCUACAACCAGUUUCAGGAUCUUCGAAAUGUGGAGAUCACCAAUGCAGCGGACCCGGGCUGCGGGAUGAGUCUGGGGGUAUGCCUCAAAAGCCUCAAAACUCAACACCCAAUCAGCCGGUGGAACCGCAGAACUUGGCAAUUUGUUCGUCUUCACUAUCCCAGUUUUAGGGGACCAAUGGGGUGCAUAAUGACUUGA